Messenger RNA from Neoarthrinium moseri, 996 nucleotides. RefSeq lists its product as uncharacterized. Lineage: Eukaryota; Fungi; Ascomycota; Sordariomycetes; Amphisphaeriales; Apiosporaceae. The transcript has 3 exons. The coding region runs from base 1 to 996 and encodes 331 amino acids. The record is from RefSeq and is a predicted model, not a curated record.
AUGGUUAUGCUCCGAUUGACUGCUGAGCAGUACCAAAAGCUGCCUAUUCUGGCGGAUGAGUCAACUUGCUCCGGGAAGACCUACAUAGUCACAGGAAGCAACUCUGGUCUCGGUCUAGAGACUGCAAGGCACCUUGUCGAAUUCUCGGCCGCCUGUGUCAUCCUGGCCGUGAGGAACCUCACAGCCGGAGACAAUGCUAAAAAGGAGAUUGAGAGAUCAACAGGCCGCAGCGGUGUCGUACAGGUAUGGCAUCUCGACAUGGCAUCGAGUGAGUCUGUUGAGACCUUUGCCAAGAAGGCGUCAGCGGAGCUGGAUAGGAUCGAUGGCUUUGUUGCCAAUGCUGGCGUUAUGAACGACACAUGGUCGACUGCUGAGGGCAUGGAGACCAGUAUCACUGUCAAUGUUAUCAACACCUUGUUUCUAGGGGCUCUGAUGUUGCCCAAGCUGAGUGACAGCGGACGCAAAUUUGGGAUGAAGCCCACUCUCCUCUUUGUCGUCAGUGCUCUAGGAUACACGGUGAAAAGCGAGAUGGAUAAAACUCGCCAGGGCAGCAUAUUCGAUGGUCUCUACGACCAGAAAAGGGCCAACAUGAGCCGAAGGUAUGCUCUCUCCAAAUUAUUAGAAGAGUGUGCCGUACGCCAGUUUGCGUCACUGUGUCCUGUCAAGCGUACAGGCGUGAUUGUAAACAUGGUGGCUCCUGGCCUGUGCUCGACUGGCCUGGGUCGUGAUGUUGGGACUUUUACCAAGAUCAUGUACGAGUCAGUCAAAGCCAUGAUGGCGCGGACUGCGGAGGUUGGAAGCCGGACGCUCUUGCAUGGCCUGGUGGCUGGCGAGGAGAGCCAUGGGAAACUGCUGUCUGGCUGUAAAAUCAAGGAAUACUGGGUGCCAACUUGGCUCAGCAAUGAACAGGGCCAGCGCCUGCAGAAGGAUGUCUGGAAUGAAGUUGCUGCUAGGUUGGAAAGGGUCCAGCCUGGGUGUAUCUCUAAGCUCUCGUAG